AUGAAGCCUUCACCAGCGCGCUUGCUUAACAUCCUAGUACCUGUAAAAAGGGCGGUGGAUUAUGCGGUCAAGAUCCGCGUGAACCCCCAACAGACGGGCAUCGACACAAAUGUUAAGCAUUCUAUGAACCCCUUCGACGAAAUUGCGGUGGAGGAAGCCGUUCGUCUCCGAGAAAAGCACAAGGACGCCGUUAAGUCAAUCAGGGCGGUCACCAUCGGUCCUCCAAAAUCCGUAGAGACGCUCCGAACAGCCCUCGCCCUAGGUGCCGACUCUGCGGUGCACGUUCAAGUCCCAGAGGCAGCCCCGAGUCCCGAACCGCUGGCAGUAGCCAAGACAUUGAAGGCUCUCAUCGAGAAACACAAUGCGGAGGCUAGCAAGGACGGACCGAUCGACCUGGUUAUCCUGGGCAAGCAGGCCAUUGACGAUGAUAUGGGUGUGACUGGACAACACCUCGCCGGAUUGUUGGGGUGGAGCCAGGCGACGUUUGCGAGCAAACUUGAGGUGGAUGUGGGGAAGAACGAGGCAUUGGUGGUUCGGGAGAUUGAUGGAGGAGGUGAGGAGGUGCGGUGCAAGCUGCCUCUGGUAGUAACGACGGAUCUUCGGCUAAACGAACCCCGCUACGCCUCCCUGCCCAACAUCAUGAAGGCCAAGAAGAAACCAGUGCAGACGCUCUCUCCUUCCGACCUUGGUGUCGACUACACACCCCAGCUCGAGACUCUCAAAGUCACCGAGCCUCCGAAACGCGUCGGUGGUGGUAAAGUCGCCAACGUCGACGAGCUGAUCGCAAAGCUCAAGGAGGCGGGGAUCGAGGCUGCCUAA
Cyclocybe aegerita is the source of this 819-nucleotide messenger RNA. Lineage: Eukaryota; Fungi; Basidiomycota; Agaricomycetes; Agaricales; Hemipholiotaceae. The record is from the annotation of a GenBank genome assembly.